Messenger RNA from Exaiptasia diaphana, 792 nucleotides. RefSeq names its product calcium-activated potassium channel slowpoke. NCBI's taxonomy places the organism in Eukaryota, Metazoa, Cnidaria, Anthozoa, Actiniaria, Aiptasiidae. The record is from RefSeq and is a predicted model, not a curated record. The annotation marks the transcript as partial. The transcript is spliced from 8 exons. Gene Ontology annotation, cellular component: postsynaptic membrane. Gene Ontology annotation, molecular function: large conductance calcium-activated potassium channel activity.
UACGUCAUUAUCAGUGUGAUUGAGGACGCUCACAAGGUCGAUGAUAGUCAAGCAGGCUUGUUGCCAGAAGCAACCGCCUCUCACUCAAGAUUUAGUGGAGCAUGCACGGACGGAUUAGCUAUCUAUAAUGAUCUUAAAGAAAACAAACCUGUUACUGGUGGGAAUGGCGGGAAACCUCUUUUCGAUGUCACUGGUACCUUUUAUUGGUGUGAAACAAGGCCUUACGAAGACUCAAUACUGACUCGCGAGAAAGCCUACGAUAUUGUCUUUACGCAUCACAUCCUGGUUUGCGUUUUCAACCAAAAGGAUGACCCACUACUUGGACUACGGCAGCUGGUCAUGCCUUUACGAGCAAGCAAUUUACAGCAAAGUGAUYUGAAACAGAUUGUCUUCCUCGGUGACAAWGAUUAUUUGAAAAGAGAGUGGGAAAAUGUUGGCAGUUUUGAUAAUGUGCAUAUUCUACCGGGAUCUCCAUUCUGUCGUGCGGAUCUUCGUGCGGUCAACGCUAAUCUAGCUGACAUGGUWGUAUUCCUWUCGUCCACCACGGCGGGAAACUCCGCUGAYCCAAAACUUGCUGAUAAACAGUCAGUCUUGGCAUCGUUAAAUCUCAAGGCGAUGUCAUUCGAUGAUGCAGCUGGUAUGCUUAAGACAUCAACAAGAGAGGCGUUCGUUGGCCUGCCUGACGUGUCUUUAGGAAGUCCAAGGGUUGAACGGCGUGGUUCAGCGUUUGGUUGCAAUAUACCAAUGCUUACAGAAAUAGGUAUGAAAAAAAACUGACUGGAUGAAUGUAAG